AUGGGCAGAGAUGAUUAUGGCGAGUGCGUCAAAUGCCCAUCAGAAACAACUAUCAAUCAGCUGGUUUCUGGAGAGGACAAAUGUCAUUUUCCAGGCUACAAAGUUCGUGAUUCUAUACGGGAUUUCAUAACAGUGAAGCAACAAUACGAUAACGCUUCUUGGGUUCAACAACAGGGCUCGCACUUAGCCUUUUCGCUCAGUCGCUGUUCAGGGAAGCUGGCCAUACCUCGCAACGAUCUUCAAAUGCAAUUGAAUGCCAGUAAUCCUUUCUAUGUGGACGCCGUAGGACGGUCUUAUCAGAGGACUAUGGCACGAUUGGAUAAAAUUAUGGACCAAAUGCAGUCAGCGAUGAACGACAUCUUUUUCAAGGACGUGUUCAAGGAAUUUGUGACAGACUACGUGCAGUCGUUUUAUGAUGAGCUCAAACAAAGGUAUUCGGAGUUAAGACGAGAGCCUUCCACUUCCCUCGCCUCUUAG
Messenger RNA from Cooperia oncophora, 477 nucleotides. NCBI's taxonomy places the organism in Eukaryota, Metazoa, Nematoda, Chromadorea, Rhabditida, Trichostrongylidae. The record is from the annotation of a GenBank genome assembly.